This is a messenger RNA of Priapulus caudatus, 1759 nucleotides long. RefSeq names its product BTB/POZ domain-containing protein 1-like. Gene Ontology annotation, cellular component: cytosol; P-body. Gene Ontology annotation, biological process: neurogenesis. Lineage: Eukaryota; Metazoa; Priapulida; Priapulimorpha; Priapulimorphida; Priapulidae. Bases 1 to 1623 code for a protein of 540 amino acids. Gene Ontology annotation, molecular function: protein binding. The record is from RefSeq and is a predicted model, not a curated record. The transcript has 6 exons.
AUGAAAGUUGAGGAGAUAGCAGAAGAUAGCGACGAGAACGGCAAUGGAGCGGCCGGUGGGGAGGAACCGCCGACAAACAGCGUGCAGGCCAACUGCGGAGGAGCUGCCAACAACAUGGAGAACCUCUGCGAAGACCUCGACGCCUUCCUCUUCGAGGGGCCAGACGAGGAGGCGCAGGCGCGGCCGCGCGGCGCCAACCUGAGCCGGCGCAGCAGCAGCGGGCUGCGACCGCACUCGAACCGCCCGGCUGUCGCCGCCGCCGCCGCCGCCGCGGGGCGCUGCAGCAACGCCCUCGCGCACAACAUCGGCCAGUACUACAACUGGCAGGCGACGAAGACGACGUGCCGCGAGCGUCUCGCGUUCCUCUUCAACAACGAGAUACUCUCCGACGUUCACUUCAUGGUCGGCGUUCCGCUGCCGCAGCAGCAGCGCAUCCCCGCGCACAAGUUCGUGCUGUCGGUCGGCAGCGCCGUCUUCGACGCCAUGUUCAACGGGCCGAUGUCGGAGGACACGACCGCAGCGCUCGAGAUUGCGCUGCCGGACGUCGAGCCGGCGGCCUUCCUCGCGCUGCUGCGCUUCCUCUACUCGGACGAGGUGCACAUCGGGCCGGAGACGGUCAUCACGACGUUGUACACGGCGAAGAAGUACGCGGUGCCGGCUCUCGAGCAGCACUGCGUCGACUUCCUCAAGAAGAACCUGAGCAGCGACAACGCGUUCAUGCUGCUCACGCAGGCGCGGCUCUUCGACGAGCCACAGCUCGCCGCGCUCUGCCUCGAGACGAUCGACAAGAACACGACGGAGGCGCUCGCCGCCGAGGGCUUCGCCGAGAUCGACGCCGAGACUCUGGUCGCCGUGCUCGAGCGCGACACGCUGCGCAUCCGCGAGGCGCGGCUGUUCGGCGCGAUCGCGCGCUGGUCGGAGGCGGAGUGCAUGCGCCGACAGACGGCCGUCGUGCCGGAGACCCAGCGCGUCGUGCUCGGCCGCGCGCUCUCGCUCAUCCGCUUCCCGCUGAUGACCGUCGAGGAGUUUGCGAACGGGCCGGCGCAGUCGGGCAUCCUCACCGACCGCGAGGUCGUCAGCCUCUUCCUGCACUUCACCGUGAAUCCGAAACCCACAGUCAACUUUCUGGACGUGCCACGCUGCUGCAUGACAGGGAAGGAACAGACCGUCUGUCGGUUUCAGAAGAUUGAGGGACGAUGGGGGUACAGCGGUACGAGUGACCGCAUUCGGUUUUUGGUGGAUCGACGUGUUUUCGUCGUCGGAUUCGGUCUGUUUGGUUCCAUCCACGGACCGGCGGAGUACCAAGUAAAUAUACAGAUCAUUCACACUGGAACCGGAAAGCACAUGGGGCAGAACGACACGAGUUUCAGCUGUGAUGGAACAAACGGCACGUUUCGCGUCAUGUUUCAUGAACCCGUCGAGAUCGCACCCAAUACAAACUACACGGCUUGUGCAACACUGAAGGGACCGGAUUCCCAUUACGGCACUAAAGGCCUGAGGAAGAUGGUGCAUGAGUCCCUCACAAGUGCCAAGGUGACCUUCCACUUCACCUACGCGGCAGGCAACAACAACGGAACGUCUGUAGAGGAUGGUCAGAUCCCAGAGGUCAUCUUCUACACAUGAACACCGACUAGUGCAUGCGUAUGAGACCGUUCGUUGGAACACAAACAGUUCAUAGUGAACAUGCUGGUGAACGGUCGUGCAGAACAUACGUGAUGUGAACAGAACUGGUUACUUACACAUGCACGUCGCUGAUCAU